This is a messenger RNA of Xenopus tropicalis (tropical clawed frog), 4359 nucleotides long. RefSeq names its product interferon regulatory factor 9 (gene irf9). Gene Ontology annotation, biological process: DNA-templated transcription; positive regulation of transcription by RNA polymerase II; regulation of DNA-templated transcription. The transcript is spliced from 10 exons. The record is from RefSeq and is a predicted model, not a curated record. Gene Ontology annotation, molecular function: DNA binding; transcription cis-regulatory region binding; DNA-binding transcription factor activity. Lineage: Eukaryota; Metazoa; Chordata; Amphibia; Anura; Pipidae. Bases 203 to 1492 code for a protein of 429 amino acids. Gene Ontology annotation, cellular component: nucleus.
CUGAUGGUCACGUGAUUUCGGGGAAAAGGAGGAGGCUGAUCUUAGAGAGACGAGGAAACUGGUAAGGGCGGGGGGAGUGUUAGCGGAGAUAUUUGCUGGUGGAAUAAACAGGGGAAGAGAAGAGGAAGCGCCCACCACUGACAAGCGAAACUUCUGACUGAAGCAAGGCAGGGAAGUGCAGAUAUAACUAACACAAGUACAGAUGGCCACUGGGCGAGCACGUUCUGCACGAAAGCUUAAACCAUGGCUGGUGGAUCAAAUUAAUAGUGGAAAAUUCUCAGGGCUUGUAUGGGAUGAUGAACAGAAGACCUGCUUCCGAAUUCCAUGGAAACAUGCUGGGAAACAGGACUUUCGACAUGAUGAGGAUGCAGCCAUCUUUAAGGCCUGGGCUGAGUACAAAAACAGACUCCGCCCAGGUGACAAGCUGGAUGCAGCAGCUUGGAAGACUAGACUGCGGUGUGCCUUGAAUAAGAGUCCAGAAUUCCAGGAGCUUCCAGACAGGUCCCAGCUAGAUAUAUCCGAACCAUACAAGGUGUACAGGAUUGUUCCUCCUGGGGAACAAAUAACUCCAGAUUCCAGGAGAUCUGCACACAAGAGAAAGAGUAAUGCGGAUGCAGCAGGUAGCUCAUCUGAUGAAGAAAUCACCACCCCUAAAGAGCAACCACAGAUAAUCAAACUGGAUCUGCCUCAUGUUAAUGAUGCACAAGUAACCAGUUCAGCAUCGCCUGAAGAUUCUGGUAUUGGAAGUGAUACAAGCAACACAGAGACACUUAACACAGCGCAGUACAUUACUGAAUCUGUCACUCCUUUACAGAUGACACACACAGAUCUAAUUUCUUCACCUGUUCAGAGUUUAGAGAUCUCAGACAUAGAUAUGCAGAUUACUGUAUUGUACAGUGGUGUGGAAGUUUCACAGAGUCUUGUCCGAAGUGGGGAGUGCAAGUUGUCAGCUGGGGCUCCCUUAAUGAGAUCGGGUUCAACAAUGGAACAUGUAACUCUCCCAGCACCAGAUGAACGUCUGGACCGUGAAACACGCAAAAGGACACAAGAUUUGUUAACAUUCCUACAAUCUGGGGUCAUGUUGGCCAGUAAUAGGGAUGGCAUAUUUGUGCAACGUCAGAGAUCCUGCUCAGGCCGUGUGUUUUGGGCUGGGCCAUGUGCAAAUCCUGGACAAACUAAUAAACUGGAAAGAGACAUGCACGUCAAACUGUUUGACACUUUGAGAUUUUUUAAAGAUCUGGAGCAAUACAAAACAGAAGGUGGAAUGCCCCCCAGUUAUGAAGUUACCUUAUGCUUUGGGGAGGAAAUCUCAGAGCAUGAGUCUCUUACUAACAAACUAAUUGUAGCACAGAUAGAACAAGUUAUGGCUUCUGAGUUGAUUCGUGAAUCAUCUCAAAAUGCUCAAAAUAUCCAGCCCAUAAAUCCUCUGCUGCAGGACCCACCUGCUCCUUACCUGAGCCCUUUACUUCCGUUGAACACCCGAAGUAACUAAGCUGCCUUGCAUGUGCAUAUAUAACAUAUACUGCUAGUAAUCAAGAGAAUAAUCACAUGAUGCUUCUCCAGUUUCCACAUGUGUGUAUAUAUAUAUAUAUAUAUAUAUAUAUAUAUAUAUAUAGAUAUAUAUAUAUAUAUAUAUAUAUAGAUAUAUAUAUAUAUAUAUAUAUAUAGAUAGCACUACUACAUAUAUUGUGGAUUAUGUGAAACUCUACUACAGCAAAAUCCUUUUAUGAUGACCACUACUUUUUUCAAGCAAAUGGCAUACUGGAUUUUCCCAGAAUCUAUUAAAUUCUGAAGAAAGACACCGCAAAACAUAAAUAAUCCUGUAAAUCCUUGAGUAAGUGUCAGCGAUGAGAUACACAUAUAACCCAAGCUAUUUGGAUCCUCCUAGCAACUUGUUCAUGGGAAACAUACAUCUACAGUAACUGGAGACAGCAGUAAACAACUUUCCAUCAGACCAUGCCAGUCCCAGCAGGCAGCCAUUACAAUUUGGGUUUCCUGCUGUCAACUUUCCAUAGCAGGUCAACAGAAAGAGCAGUCACUUUGCUCCACACUGGAUUACAUAGUUCUCAGAUAUUAUUUCUUACAAGCAGCUCAGAAUUUAGAGGUUUCUGACUAGAAAUGUUUCUGUUCAUAUUUUGAUAUAAUUUAGUUUAGGGGAUUGUCCAUUCUAAACCAAAACCAACUGUGUUUGCAGCCCAGUUGCGUAUAGCAGAUUUCCUUUUACACUAAAAUAGAGCAGCACGUUUUCUAGAUGGGAAUAGUAAAUACAUAUAAUUAAAUACAUGUACUUUGCCGACUAAGGGGAUAUUAGCAUUUGGAAAAAUACAUAUUUAAUCUUAUUGUGCUGUAAAUAUGUGUAGGGGAAGUGUCACAUAGUUUAAAGAAGGCCACAGCAAUUAUUAGUAGCUUGGGGUGGGGAGCUGUGCCAAAUUGCCUGAUUUUGAACCCUAAUUGCUUUAAAGUGCUUGUUAGGCAACUGCCACUUGGAAACACACAGACAUGCAAUCAAUAAAGUCACAGGAGUUGAUUUGCUAACAUAGGUGACAAACUGCACCAGUGCAGUAACUAAUCAAAAUUCUGAUUGGUUGCUCUGGGUAACUGCACUAGUCCACUUUUUACUUAUUAAGGUAUUUGUAAAAACUGAUCUGUUAAAAAUCAAGUACAGCUUGGGUGCAUAAAUAUAACAAUCAGUUCCCCUUGCAGUUCUUAAGAGGGUGGGACCAACACCAUUAAUAUCUUGCAGAUGUUCCAUACGUAAUGUUGUGUAUGUAAAUUAAAUGUCAUUUCCAGUAAUCUAUGUACCAUAUUCAGGCUGUCAGCAAAUGUCUCAGGUACUUUAAUGACAUGUAUAGUUUUCCCCAUAUGUGGCCAGUUUGAAUCCUACUGAAUUAAUGUGUAGCCUAGCCUACACUGGACCUUUCUAGAUAAAGUACCAUUUAACGCUUAACUAGUGGCUAACAUGUUUACAGCGUCUACAGCAUUAUGCUUUUGUAAGCAAAACUAAAGAGAUUUAUAAGCUCCUGCAUUUUUCAGUUAAUUUUGUACUGAUCUUCUGAACCUUUAUCAAACCUGAUUCUCUUCGCUCGCUGGUAUGAUAUAAUUUUAGCAUUAAGCUCAAUUGCUUCCUAUUUUGUUUGAAAUUUCUGAUGGUUUGUUUAAACACAUAUUUCUGUGGAAAUACAGUUAAUGUAUCCCAUUAAGCAGGCAUGUCAAAUUCCAGUGACCAAAUUCCAGGCCAAAUGAGGUUAAUGAAACCUCAAUAAGGGCUUAUUUCUUAGUGGUUCUUUAUGCAUACUGUAGAAGCAUACAGCAGUGUUGAUAAGGGGUUUACACAACUUUCCAGAGUUUAUUUAUUAAUAACAUUGACAAAGUGCAUAUCUCUACAUUUCUAUUUUAACAGUUCCUCUUGUUAUUAUAGUGGCAACACAUUUUACAACGAUUGUACGUCAUACCCUGCCCUAGUGGAGCUUACAGCGUGAAGUCUCUAUCAGGAGCCAGUUAAACUUCCUGCAUGUUUUUGGAGUGUGGGAUAAAACCAGAGUACCCAGAGGAAAUCUAUAAUGGCAAAUCAGGGCAGUGGUAGUGUCUCCACAAUGUAGGAGAGCGAGAUAUAGCACCCAAAACACCAGUUUGACAUGCCUGUUUUAAAGUCAUGCCAAAAUUUAGCUUUUUGGGGGGGAAAUGAGGCAAGGUGUUCUUUCCUUUUUCCACCUAAAGUUUAGUUCUACGCCAAUCAUGCUGUUUAUAAACACCAAUUAAAUCUUUGUGUUAGGAUCUGCUUAUUCUUACCCCAUAUCAAGAUGAAAAUUAUUUUUUGGGAAUUAGUACCCUUGUUAAGAGCAACCGUGAGAUAAAAAUCUAAGUUUUGAGAUGUUGGUAAAAUAAUAGCAACCUGUGCUAUUAUAGAAAGUGCAAAUGCUUUAUUUUCAUGUUGCAUUUUCUUAUAUGUGUCACUGAACUUCUUCAGUAGUACCCCCAGUUUCUUUGAUGGCUGUUUUUGGUAGGUUACGGUAGGGAUGCUCUUAAUUAAGAAUUAAGUCUGAAUUUUAGCACUUUUUACAGGGUUCCCGAUUUGUCUAAAUACUUGCGUUUUGGCUAAAUGCUUAGUCAAAAUGAGAGUUUAGAUUCAAUUGUAUCUGGCCAAUUCUUUCGUAGAGGAUUCAGUAUUUUGCAAAAUCUCAAUAUAUUAAAUUUAGUGGAUCCCCAAUUUUCAGUAGCAUUAAAUAUAAAUUGUGAAGGCGCAAACACUUUAUUUCUAAAAAUGUAACUAGUUUAUAGUAUAUUGAAUUAUAUUUCAUAUAUGUACCAUGUAUCUGUAUGUGAUUUUAAAAAGAAGUAAAUUUCAAUAUUCUUCUGUUA